UUUUGGAUGUUUCAUCUAGGCCAUUUUCAUGAUUCCCACAAACCCGCCACCAACAUUCAGGAAGCCUGAACUCUGGUCUGACGACUUCACGGAUUUUGUUAAAAAGUGCUUAGUGAAGAGUCCUGAACAGAGAGCCACAGCAACACAGCUGUUACAGCAUCCUUUUAUCAAGAAUGCGAAACCCGUGUCAAUAUUAAGAGACCUGAUCACCGAAGCCAUGGAAAUCAAAGCCAAAAGGCAGGAGGAGCAGCAGCGGGAGCUGGAAGAAGAGGAGGAAAAUUCGGAUGAAGACGAGCUGGACUCGCACACUAUGGUGAAGACGAGUUCGGAGAGUGUGGGUACGAUGCGGGCCACCAGCACGAUGAGUGAAGGAGCCCAGACGAUGAUCGAGCAUAACAGCACUGUGUUAGAGUCAGACCUGGGGACCAUGGUCAUCAACAGCGAGGCCGAGGAAGAAGAGGACGGAACUAUGAAAAGAAAUGCCACGUCACCCGAAGGACAGAGACCGUCUUUCAUGGACUACUUUGAUAAGCAGGGCUUCCAGAACAAGAGCCACGAAAACUGUAAUCAGAGCGUGCGUGAGUCCCGCCCCAUGUCACAAAGUGUUUUUCCUGAUGACUGGAGAGUCCCUCAAGAUGGAGACUUUGACUUUUUAAAAAAUCUAAGUUUAGAAGAACUACAGAUGCGUUUAAAAGCACUGGACCCCAUGAUGGAGCGUGAGAUAGAGGAACUGCACCAGAGAUACAGUGCAAAGAGGCAGCCCAUCCUGGAUGCCAUGGACGCAAAGAAGAGGAGACAGCAGAAUUUCUGACCAAUGUCCUCUGCCUCAGCAUGACCAGAGACCAAGCCACUAAGAGAACUGAAGGGACUGUGCUGCUUUUUAAUCCCCAAAAUGUACGUUCUACAAGUUUGCAAAAGUCAAAAAUUAAUGAUGGUACACAGCCAGGUAAAUUCCCAAAGCUAGACUUUGAGUUGUGUCCACUCUGGCUUCGGUUAGAAAGGAUAAAAACAAUAGAAAUGGGCUCUUUCUGCCGGCUGCUACGCCAGCAACCAAACCAAUCUAAAUUAAAGCUCUAUUUGGAGACUUUGGAAAUCCAAAGUUGUCGCUUAACCGCACAGUACUGGAGGGCUUUAUGUCACACUAUCCUCUGUUCCUGUGGAAAAGCCUAUUUAUUGUACCCUUAGGUAGACUUAUUUAUUUAUGCAGUUUCACUUUUUGUUUUUUAAAGACAAGAUCAGGAUAGUUUGGGUAAACGUCCAGACACACUGACAGACACACAACUAAAUUGUACGUUAGGCAGGGAUGCGUUCCUUCAUCUCCAGUAGAAACAAAGCCGUAAGAGCAAUAAUGUCCAGAUGGACUGGGUAUCUUUAUACUGAAGUCUUAAUUCCAUCUCUACCUUUUGAAGUGUUAAUUUUUCACUUUAAUAUUGGUACAAGCAAGGCUAUAUAUACAUAGGUCAAACAGAAUUAUACCAUGUGAAACCAAAGAAAUCAAUGAAGCAUUGCUCAAAAAAAAAAAAAAAAAAAAAAAAGAUGUGGGGAAUAUUUUUAAAAAGAUGAAACUUGAGAAGACAAUGUAAUUGUUAACAUUUCCUGUAUUGGUCCUCAGUCAUCUCAUCAAAUUUAUUCUACGGAAAUAUGCUUUUGUCACAGGGCUUUUUGUCGAUUUCAUUUAUUUCCUGGAAAUUGAUAAGCAUCAUGUAUCUGACAAUAACAAAACAGUAAAAACAUUUGUACUAAAUUGUGCAUCCUUGGGGCCUGAAAAAAAAAAAAAAAACAAAAACAGAUUUCAGCUAGAAAGAGACACAUUUCUGAGCAGAAUUACCAUUUGUGUAAUUGAACUGGGACCAGUCCUUUUCUGCACUACACAUGGCCAUUUUGAGUGUGUGCUCUUUUAUGUGUUAAUUACUAUAUAUACAUCAUGAAGACAAAUAAAUUCCACUGUGCCACCCAC
Molecule: messenger RNA, 1957 nt
Organism: Cricetulus griseus (Chinese hamster)
Lineage: Eukaryota; Metazoa; Chordata; Mammalia; Rodentia; Cricetidae
Source: RefSeq, a predicted model, not a curated record